UUAUUCAUUUAUUUUUUUAUCUAAUAAUUAGUCUAUUUAUCUACCUAUCUAUCUACCUAUCUACCUAUCUAUCUACCUAUCUACCUAUCUGUCUACCUAUCUACCUAUCUGUCUACCUAUCUACCUAUCUAUCCAGCUAUCUACUUAUUUAUCUUCUUGCUCAAGAUGUUGUCAGUCUUGGAAAAAGGUGGAGAAUCUUAAUGAAUCGAUGCGACAGACUUCGUCAGAUGUGCUUAGCGUUCCUUGAUUACACUAUCAUUCAGCAGUCUUAA
Molecule: messenger RNA, 272 nt
Organism: Thelazia callipaeda (thelaziosis nematode)
Lineage: Eukaryota; Metazoa; Nematoda; Chromadorea; Rhabditida; Thelaziidae
Source: the annotation of a GenBank genome assembly